CACCUCAGUUAAAACACGAACUGCAAGCGAAACAGUCGAUUCAGUUAAAUUUAGAAUUCUCUGUUUGCCAGUUGAUCCAUUCAUUGAAUUUUUGGCGUAGUAAGUGUAGUAGUAAUAUUUCGUGUUUUGUUUUGCACGCGUGAGUUGAACCGCGUCACGGGCUACUGUAGACUCAAUAAGUGUUAGCGGUGGUGCGAAUGAACUUAAUACUGUAGUGACUAUAUAGUAGUUGACAAUGUCUACAGGAGUUCUACAGUCCACCAUUGAAAUGGCCAGAGAAAUGAUGAGGAGCGAAGAUCAUCAUCAGCCUGGCAAUCUGUGGAGUGAAUUUGACACGAAGAUUAACAUGUUUGGAGUCAAUGUGAAAGAGGAGCCAGCAGAUGACCAAAGAAACGACUCAGGAGUAACGUCAGGCAGCGACUGCCCCUCUGCCUCCCCAGGAAGUGACAGGAGCGACACCCAUCACACCCCCAACAACAUUUAUCCAUUCCCACCCAGAGACAUAUCCCAUUUUCCUUCAUCAUGGCCCCCCAUGGUACAAUCAGCUCAUCAAACUCAUUCAGACAGAAGAUCAAUUUCACCCAAGAUGGAUCCCGAUGACAACUCCAACGAAUUUGACGAUGACGGCAUCAGAGCGCCAAAGAUCAACUCCCACGGCAAAGUCAAGGUGCAUAAAUGUAAACAAUGCGAAUUCGUCGCCUACACCAAACUAGAAUUCUGGGAACACUCGAAAGUGCACAUCAAAGGCGACAAAAUACUCAAGUGCCCCAAAUGCCCUUUCGUCACAGAAUACAAACACCAUCUGGAGUACCAUAUCCUAAACCACGCAGGCGCCAAACCAUUCAAGUGUCAACACUGCGAUUACUCUUGCGUGAACAAAUCUAUGCUCAAUUCACAUUUAAAAUCGCAUUCCAAAGUCUACCAGUACCGAUGCGCCAACUGUCACUACGAAACCAAAUACUGUCACUCCCUGAAACUGCAUCUGAGAAAAUACGGACAUAAGCCUGCCAUGGUGUUGAACCCCGAUGGCUCCCCGAACCCCCUGCCAAUCAUUGAUGUAUAUGGUACCCGAAGGGGUCCAAAAAUCAAAAAGGAUCAGAGCUCUCCCACCGAAACGGUCUCCGAGCAACCCCAAAACGUCCCCAUGAUGGGACUGAAUCCUUUAUUGAACCCCCUACUUAGUCAGAAUACGUCAAUGUUACCUCCGUUCCCGUUACCGUUGAUCCCUGGAUUCCCCGGGGCGAUGCCCAAUCCAGAAUUGGUCGCGAAUAUCCAGAAUUUGGUCCGAGAGAGAUUGGAGGAGCUUGCCAAACACAAUAGCUUAGCCAACAACAGUCCUUACCCACAAAAGGCUUUAGAAGAAGACGAAGAAGCAGACGGAGAAGUAGAUGGUGCCUUGGACCUCACCAACAAGUCCAACCACUCUUCCGAGCACAGUGGUUCAGAUAACGAAGAAGACACGAUGACUGUGGCAUUCGAUAACGUUGAGGUGGUCCAAAACAAAUCUACUGACCACGAGGUGACCCUCACUCCAGAAAUAGUGAGGCAAACGGACGUGGAGGGCGCCCCACAAAUAAACAAUAACAAUAAUAACAAAUACGAGUUCAACUGUCGGUUUUGCGACAUGUGUUUUGGGGAUGAGGUGAUGUAUCGGAUCCACAUGGGAUACCACGGCGAAGGAAAUCCGUUUAAUUGUAAAAUGUGCGGAGAAGCAUGCGAGAAUAAGGUGAGCUUCUUUUGGCACAUUGCCAGAGUUGCCCAUUAAUCAAUUGAUACAUGCUUAUCAAGUCGUAUAAAGCAUGGCAUCAUUGUCCCAAUGGGUUAAUUCAAAGACUAAAGUGUAUGUGUAUAUAUCGAAUAUUUUACCAAAUAUUUUCCUUGACUGAUUUUCGAGUUUAAAAUUUGCCAUAAUAUAACAGUGCCUAAUUGUAUUUGUUUUUUCUGGACAGUAUGGUUUUAUUGAACAUGCAACGCUGUAAAACACGAUACACUUAGGUGGAAUACUAGAUCACACUGUUGCCUAUUUUCUCUAGUCGCAUAUUAGUGCAAUGUUAUGAAAAGAUUUGUUUUAUGAGCAUGUACAGUGGCCCAUGUAGCCAUUUUUCAUAUGAGUAUUUUAUGUAAUGUUAUGUACACUACCUCAAUUGAGUUAUUUAUUGUUUGUUUUGUAUAUAAUGUUUUUUUUUUGUAUGUAUAAUAUUUUGAUCUCUUGUAUUGUGUACGUAUUUGUAUCAGUGUGACUAAUUUUAAAUUUGCCAUAUUGUAUAGACUGUAUAUGGUAGAAUUUAUAGCCAUAGCAAGACUGAGAUAGGAUAUAAUAAAAGGUUUUCGAGCGGAUAAUCAAAAAUUAUAUACGUGUAAAUAGGUAAAUUUGUAUAUAAAUGAUAUUUUAUACCGACUUGUGGCGAAAGUAUGUCUUAUGUGCCAUAACAUUUUUCUUACAAUAAACUCUGAGUUUGGCAUUAA
This is a messenger RNA of Anthonomus grandis grandis, 2466 nucleotides long. RefSeq names its product protein hunchback (gene hb). Lineage: Eukaryota; Metazoa; Arthropoda; Insecta; Coleoptera; Curculionidae. The transcript has 3 exons. Gene Ontology annotation, cellular component: nucleus. The coding region runs from base 236 to 1765 and encodes 509 amino acids. The record is from RefSeq and is a predicted model, not a curated record. Gene Ontology annotation, biological process: regulation of gene expression.